Molecule: messenger RNA, 1938 nt
Organism: Rotaria sp. Silwood1
Lineage: Eukaryota; Metazoa; Rotifera; Eurotatoria; Philodinida; Philodinidae
Source: the annotation of a GenBank genome assembly
AUGCAUUUCAUAUAUUUAUGUUUAAUAUUUCUGUUUGAUUUAAUCAUUAAAUUUACAAAUGGUAUUACAGAAAAUCGUUCUAAUAGUCAAAUAUUUUCAUGGAGUUGUUAUUUAAAAAGUCAACGUCGAUUAGAAUGUCGAAAUUUAUUUAAUUUUUAUUUUUCAUCAUAUACAUUAUGUGGAAAUGAUAAUCGUUUAUUAAUACGUCAAAAUAUUGAUGAAUUAUAUAUUUAUAAUGAUUAUAAUUGUUUUGAUCAUUUAUAUCAAUGUUAUUUUGAAUUUGAUUCAACAUGGUUAAUAUGUUUAAAUUCAUUAAAAAAAUUAGUUAUUGAAAAUUUAAGUUUUAUUAUACGAAAUAAUGAUAAUUCAAAAAAUAAAAUAUCUAUUGAUUAUCUUAAAAUAGUUAAUACACAUGGUAGUAUUACAGAAAUGUUUAAAUUUUUUCAAUUUUCAAAUCGUUCAAGUAUUUAUAUACAAAAUCCACAUCCAAGAUGGUCAGGAAUGGAUUUAUAUGCAAUUUAUUCUCAAUAUUCAUCUGUUAGAUUUAAACAAUUAUGGAUUAAUGUUCUUGAUUGGUAUCCAAUUAUUUAUUUGAGAUAUGAUCAACAAAUAGCUAUUCAACAAUGGUUACGUCAAAUUCCAUGUCUUCAUAUUGAAUUAGGUGAUUGUAGAUCAUAUCAUUAUGAUAUGAUAUAUUUACGUGAUGUAUUUGAUUUACGACAAGAAAAUUCUAAUGAAUUAUAUUGUACUAUUAAUCAAAAUACAGAACAUUCUCAUUGGACACAAGUUCCUGCAUUAAAUUAUAAUUAUAAAAAACCAAUACGAACAUUAUCUAAAUUAUUAUCAUUAAAAGAAUUACAAGAAAAUUGUUUUGAUCAAUUUACAAAAAAACAAUAUACAAUUAAUUCUUAUACUGAUCUUCAAGAAUUUUAUUCAUAUUUUCAUAUAUAUGAAUCAUAUACAAUACCAUUAUGGACAAUAUAUCCAUAUGCAACAUUACCAAACUUACCAAUAAGUUCAACAAGAAAAACAUCAACAAUAUUAUUUAAUAAUCAAUCAAUAUAUCCAUCUAAAAUAGAUUAUAUAAAUAUAUAUGAAUAUGGAUUAUUAUUUAAUCAAACACGUUGGUUAUCAUCUAUAGAAACAUAUCCUGAUGGUAGAUUUAUAAUAAUUGAUAAUCGUAAUCAACAAUUAUUAUUACUUAAUGAAAAUGGUACAUAUAUAAUUGAUUUAACAACAAUAUAUUUUCAUCAAAUACAAUUAAAAAUACAUGAACAAUAUUCACAAUCAACUAUUAAUAAUGCUUAUUCAUAUUCACAAAUAUAUAUUGAUCAAGAUGGUUAUAGUUAUUUAAUAUCAAAACUUGCUUAUUUUAUUUAUAUAUUUACUCCUGAUAAUCGUCUUAUACGUUAUCUUACACCACAAUUAUUAAGUAUAUCUAUUAUACGUAGUGAUUGUUUAGCUAUAACUUAUACGGGUUUAAUUUAUAUAUGUGAUGAUACAUAUAGAGUUAUAAGAAUUUAUACACGUAUGGGUGUUCCUCAACGAACAAUACGUUUAAAUUAUUUACCAUUAAAAUUAUUCAUUAGAAAUAAUCGAUUAUUUACUUAUUCAAUGGAACAAACUGCUAAUAUUCAAAUGUAUACACUACUUGGUAUACAUAUUCGUACAUUAUCAAUGUGUUCUUAUAGACUACCAACAGAAGUAGUCUGGUUUCGUGGCAAAUAUUUUUUAACAUGUGGUAUAUAUCUAUUUGUUUUAGAUGAACAAGGUGAACAAAUAGCUGAACAUAGUCUUCAUACAUUACUCGAUUAUUCAAAUACAUCAUUAAUAAUAAAUGAUUUUGCACUCAAUAAAAAUGGUCUUUUUCUUGUUAUAUUUCGUCGUAAUGGUACAUUAUUCAAUCGUUAUUGGAUUAUUCGACCAACGACUGUCUAA